UUGGAGAUGGCCUAAACCCUCGCCGGUGAACCGGUUUGUAGUUCGUUUCUCCACGCCUUCCCUUCGCCGGCGAGAAUGGCCACCGCGCCGCCGCUGGAAACUCCCAGCUCCGACGUAUUCAGCCUCCGGAUCGUGUAUAUGGAUUACUACAUGGCUGCCCCGAUCCCUGAUUUGGAUUUCUCGAAGGGAAGUCGAGUAAGUUUCAGUUAUAAGAAUUCAUGGUUCCACUCCUGCUGGUCAGAAGGGAUGCAUGCACGUCCAUGGGUGGCUUCUAACCAAGAAUACAGGGACACUGGGUUUGUUCAUAUUUUCUUGUAAUUUGUUUGUCUGUUCUUGGAUUGUGAUAUUUGUUCCCUGAUUCCUUAAAAAUUUGGCUUUUUUUUUUCCUAAGAAGAUUAUCUUUUCAUGUUUAUCCUCGGCACUCAAAUGGCAUAUAGCCGAGAACACAGUGAAUGAAAAUAGUGAAAGGCAUAUAAUUUCCAUUAAAUUAGGGGUAUAUGAUUGAUGAUUUAUCAUUCAUUUAGGUAUUUAAGCAGAGCAACAAGUACAA
Dioscorea cayenensis subsp. rotundata (Guinea yam) is the source of this 550-nucleotide messenger RNA. RefSeq lists its product as uncharacterized. Lineage: Eukaryota; Viridiplantae; Streptophyta; Magnoliopsida; Dioscoreales; Dioscoreaceae. The transcript is spliced from 3 exons. The record is from RefSeq and is a predicted model, not a curated record. The coding region runs from base 76 to 318 and encodes 80 amino acids.